AUGGCCACUGUCGAAGCAUGCGGUUACUGCCAGUGCCAUUGGCCGGAUGGAAGCCACUGCUGCGCAGUGCAUGCAAACGGCAGAACUUGCGAUGACGUCUGCAGCACUGCCGUCUACGGGGAAACGAACUUGGGCAACAAAGUCUAUUGCAAUGCGGGAGGCUCCUCUAACUGCAUCUCGGCCACGACGUACAGAUUUACGCGUGCCCACUGCAUCGUAUGUUAUCCAUCUUCGCCUUAA
Molecule: messenger RNA, 240 nt
Organism: Colletotrichum siamense
Lineage: Eukaryota; Fungi; Ascomycota; Sordariomycetes; Glomerellales; Glomerellaceae
Exons: 1
Coding region: 1-240 (79 amino acids)
Source: RefSeq, a predicted model, not a curated record